CGACUAGUAGUAUCUACCAGACCUUGGUACGAACAAGUUGACACUCGUUCUCAGUUAGUGCGGCACUUCAUCGACUCUUCGUUGCCCGUUCACUCCGGACUAGAUCAACGGUCUUAAAUCAAGAUGUUACUACGAGCCCUAACCAUCUUUUGGAUCGCGAUCGGUGGGAUACGUUCAGAAAUUUUCGAUCCCCCCGAUCCUCUGGAAUUGACGGACAAAUCAGACCUGAAAUACAGGCCGUGGGAGAGUGAGAACGCGUCUAAUACAACCUGGAUUUCCCUGCAAGGAAUGGGGAUCACCCAGUUGGGAUCGUCGAUGUUCCAACUUAAUAUUCCUAAUUUGAAGUGGCUAAGGAUGGACGAUAAUUCAAUCAUGAGGAUACCUAACGAUGGUUUUAAGUUUUUUCCGAACUUGACGUACCUCAGUUUGGCGAGCUGCAACAUCCGAGAGAUUGAACCUUCCGCCUUUCGUAAUCUUGACAGUUUAAGAGUUCUUGAUCUUGAUAGGAAUGAAUUACAAUACAGCAGUGUAGGACUUGAUUGGUUCACGGGCUUGAAAAUGCUGGAACGUUUAUAUUUGAGAUAUUCCUCUCUGCAGACCUUCUCAAUACCAGAAAUGAAUACCCUGAAACACCUUCACUUAUCUGGUAACCAAUUAUCAGUUUUCCAGACCUUUUUCGAAACAGGGUUGACGCAUCUAUACCUUGACAAUAACCAAUUGACAUAUAUCUCAUUGUGGAACUUCGAAUCACUUGUCUAUCUGAAUGCAGCUAGCAACCGUUUGAGAAGCAUUAAAACUUGUCGAACUCCGUAUUAUCUUCAUCGUGAAUAUAAUCCAUACAACAGCGAUACUGACCGAGAAACUCUAUGCCUCGGUCGCGCUCCAGCUCUGAAAUAUCUCUUGAUUCCACAUAAUCAAAUAUCUAUGAUCGAGACGGAUGUUUUCCUGAAUAUAAAAACCCUGGUUGAAGUAGAUUUGACUAGUAAUCAAAUCAGUCGAAUCCACUCUGGUAUAUUCAAUAAUCUCUUGCGAAUUGAAUACAUUUUAUUGGACUCAAAUCAGAUUACGGGCCUCACUUAUCACGCGUUUGAUAAUUUGCCUAAUUUGAAAAUGAUAUCGUUGAAAAAUAACAAGAUUACCGACAUCGAUGAUGACGCGUUUACCAAACUAAAUUCAAGCACUAAUGAGCUUUCCCUAUUUCUAGACAAUAACGAAAUACGUAUUUUGAGGAGAGGUUCUUUCCGGGGUAUCAAGGGUCUCAAACAUAUAGGUCUCAGUAAUAACAAAAUACGAACCAUCGCGUCACAGGCUUUCGUUGAUCUUCCCAAUCUGGCGAGUAUAGUGAUAGAAGAUCAAUCCCAACCCAUUGAUCAGAUUUCGUCUGAUUUAUACAAUCCAUAUCAUAGACGACUCAGAGCACACUCAAGACCGAGGCUAGAAGAUUUGGGGUUGAUAGAGUCGGAUGCAUUUUUCAAUCUGUCCAAUCUGACGUCACUCAUAAUUCGUCGAAACUUGUUCACUGUCAUAGAGUCUCAGGCUUUCCGCGCCCUGCCAAAAUUAAAAACAUUAGACUUGUCUGACAACAACAUUCAGAUUCUAUCCUCCGAAGUAUUCGCCGAUCUUCCUCAACUCGAAAGCUUGAGUCUUAAAGGCAAUCAAAUUAGUGUAAUGACCGAAGAAGCAUUCACCAAGUUGAAUUCAACUGCAAAUAAGGUUUCCUUGUUUUUCGACAACAAUAAGAUACACACCUUAAAGACGGGCUCAUUUCGUGGAAUCGAAGGUUUGAAUCACAUCGGUCUUAGCAAUAACGAAAUAAAAACCAUCUCGAGACAGGCCUUCGUAGAUCUUCCGAACCUUGAAAGCAUAGUAAUCGAAGAUCAAGUAGCUGAUCAGAGUCUAUCAACGCCAGCGCUAAAACGAGUAGUAAGUUCAGAAAAUUUCGAUGAAUAUGAUGACCAACAAAACCAAGAAUUAUCUGAAUCACUUACAGGGUUCACAUUACGAGCACCAAUGCUGGAAGAAAUAGGGCUGAUAGAGUCAGACGCAUUCUCAAAUCUGUUAAAUCUAGCUUGGAUCAGAAUCCGACGUAAUUCGUUCGCCGUUAUAGAAUCUAAAGCGUUCCAUGCGCUGCCGAAUUUAACAACGCUGGACCUUUCUAAUAAUAACAUAAUACGUCUCUCUUCCGGAGCUUUUGACGAUCUUCCGAAAAUUGAAAGCUUGGAUCUGAGAAAUAACCGGAUCAGCGUCAUAAACGAGGAUGCUUUCACCAAUCUGAAUUCGAAAGCGGAUGCGUUUAGUUUGCACUUGGAUAACAACACUAUACACACGUUGAGCAGCGGCUCUUUCCGCGGCAUAAAAAGUUUGAAUUAUAUUGGCUUCAACUAUAAUGAAAUAAAAACAAUUUUCCCCCAAGCUUUCGUCGAUCUUCCAAAUCUCGAGAGUAUAGUGAUUGAAAGGCAACGGGUAAACGGCAUUGACGACAUGCAAUUUAUAGCAUCGGACGCAUUUUUGAAUCUUUCAAAUGUAACCUCAAUCACGAUUCAAGGUAAUGUAUUCAGUGAAAUAAGGGCUAAGGCUUUCCACGACCUUCCGGAAUUAACAGAGUUGAACUUGUCAAAGAAUCGAAUGACAAUUUUGUCGUCCAAAGCUUUCAUUGACCUUCCCAAAUUGGAAAAUUUGUACCUUGGACAUAAUUUGUUACAAGAAAUCGAACCUAAUACUUUUCCAAAACAGUUGCGGAAUCUAGAUUUAUCAUGGAAUCCGAUUUGCAAAAACCUUAGCUGCUGGGACGUUGAAGGACUUGACCAGCUGACGCAACUUGACCUUUCGGGAAUAAUUUAUAGAUUGACGAUCGAUGAAUUUGCCGACUUGUCGAGGAAUCUAACAGUUGUAGUCGGGCAGGAAGGAAGAGGGUGCUAAUCUCUGUGAAUAAAAAUACUUCUGUUCGAUUUUGUCAUAUUAGUUCUACCCCUUAAACACACGAAUAUUCCUAAUUAUAAGUAUUUUGUAAGUUACGCAGUAUGUAAAAUUGUUGAAAAAAUGUAUCGCACUUGUACUUCAGC
Messenger RNA from Diprion similis, 3062 nucleotides. RefSeq names its product protein artichoke-like. Gene Ontology annotation, molecular function: protein binding. The record is from RefSeq and is a predicted model, not a curated record. The transcript has 2 exons. NCBI's taxonomy places the organism in Eukaryota, Metazoa, Arthropoda, Insecta, Hymenoptera, Diprionidae. Bases 124 to 2919 code for a protein of 931 amino acids.